Echinostoma caproni is the source of this 621-nucleotide messenger RNA. The record is from the annotation of a GenBank genome assembly. NCBI's taxonomy places the organism in Eukaryota, Metazoa, Platyhelminthes, Trematoda, Plagiorchiida, Echinostomatidae.
CUGAAACCUGCACAAGUGAAGCAUUUUGGUUGUACAGUCAACACAGAAUUUUUUUGGCUACUUGCUAAGCAAGAUUCGUAUGGACCCACUCUACCGGAUAUCCCGCACGAAGUUGACGAAGAUGAUGUGUGCAUGAAAAUUGUUAAUUUAAUUAAAGAAGAGGAAUCGUUGGGAGCCACAAUCAAGUUGAAUGAGCGGACCGGAGCCGUACUCGUGGCCAGAGUUUUGCAUGGUGGCGCGGCAGAUCGAAGCACAGCAAUUGACGUGGGCGAUGAGAUCCAGGAGAUCAAUGGUGUGCCGGUACGUGGUCGCGAUCCGAUGGAAGUUAUUCGAAUGUUGGUAAGCUAUUUUCUGUGUAUCAAUCUCCAUGUUCGAACACUUUUCUCCUACAGUCCCAAGUCCGAUUCACUGAUCCCAUGCCCCCAAGCUGGUCUGGCGUUUUUACGCGGUGAGAUUUUGCGUCUGGCUAACACGGACGAUCCGAACUGGUGGCAAGCGGUCAAAGUUGAAUUUGCACCAAAUGGUCCUGUGUCCUCACUUCUGACCUCAACUGCUCCGCAAGCUGGUCUGGGCAAAACCGGACUGAUUCCUAGCAAAGCGCUGAAAGAAUGGUAUGUAUAA